UAACCCAGACCCCAGUUUAAAAGAGUUUGAAGGAGCAACACUACGCUAUGCGUCCUUGAAACUCAGAAACGCCCCUCAUGCUGAUGAUGAUGAUUCUUGUAGUGUCAACAGUGACCCAGAAGCCAAGUGUUUUGCUGUGCGUUCUCUGGGCUGGGUAGAGAUGGCAGAGGAGGAUCUUGCCCCCGGGAAGAGCAGUGUUGCGGUCAACAACUGCAUCCGGCAACUUUCCUACUGCAAAAAUGACAUCCGAGACACAGUUGGCAUUUGGGGAGAGGGCAAAGACAUGUAUCUGAUUUUGGAAAAUGACAUGCUCAGCCUGGUGGACCCCAUGGACCGCUCCGUGCUACACUCCCAGCCCAUCGUGAGCAUCCGAGUGUGGGGUGUGGGCCGAGACAAUGGCCGGGAUUUUGCUUAUGUAGCGAGAGACAAAGACACGAGGAUUCUGAAAUGUCAUGUGUUUCGAUGUGACACACCAGCAAAAGCUAUUGCCACGAGUCUCCACGAAAUCUGUUCCAAGAUUAUGGCUGAACGGAAGAAUGCCAAAGCCCUGGCCUGCAGCUCAUUACAGGAGAGGACCAAUGUGAGUCUUGACGUCCCUUUGCAAGUAGAUUUUCCAACACCAAAGACGGAGCUGGUGCAGAAGUUCCACGUGCAGUACCUGGGCAUGUUGCCUGUAGACAAACCUGUCGGCAUGGACACCCUGAACAGUGCCAUAGAAAAUCUUAUGACCUCAUCCAGCCAGGAGGAUUGGCCUUCUGUGAACAUGAACGUGGCGGAUGCCACUGUGACAGUCAUCAGUGAAAAGAACGAAGAGGAAGUCUUGGUGGAGUGUCGAGUGCGGUUUCUGUCCUUCAUGGGUGUCGGGAAGGAUGUCCAUACAUUUGCCUUCAUCAUGGACACUGGGAACCAGCGCUUUGAGUGCCACGUGUUUUGGUGUGAGCCUAAUGCUGCCAAUGUGUCAGAAGCCGUCCAGGCUGCCUGCAUGUUGCGAUAUCAGAAGUGCUUGGUAGCCAGGCCACCUUCACAGAAAGUUCGACCUCCACCCCCGCCAGUGGAUUCCAUGACUAGAAGAGUCACAACUAAUGUAAAACGAGGGGUCUUAUCUCUCAUUGACACUUUGAAACAGAAACGCCCUGUCACAGAAACACCCUAGCAGCUCUGGGGGCUCAAGGAUUCUGUCACUUACCCCUGAAGAUCAAACGUCUACACUAAAGAAGCCGACAGCUGGCCUUCCUCCAUUCUGUUGCUGAUGCUCUGUCUCCAGAUAAUUUAUCCCUAACCGAACAUGUUAGACAAGCAUGUGAUCUCGUCUUGCCGCCAUCAUGUGACAUGAAAAGAAGCAUGAGGUUUUUUUUGUUUUGUUUUGUUUUGUUUCUGUAAGUUACAUCAUGGGCAGUGGAAGGUCUUUUUUUACUGUAAAUAUUGUGAACAGAACUUCACACACACUCAGAAGAAUGUGGCCACAUCCUUCCUAGAGAACUAACACUGCGUCCUUGGAGUAAACCAUGCCCAAGUUGGUUUCAUUGUCCUCUUGAUUGGAUCUGUCACACGCAACCUUGGGGUCCCAUGGCACUUUGCCCUGUUUUCAGCUUUUAAAACAUCCAGACCCUGAGGAACAGAUGCCAUUGACUUGCUGUAAAAAGAAAGUGACGAGUUUGGGUUUUAGUUUUUCAUAAAAGUGAACCCGUCAGUUGACAAAAUUGGCUGUUGGGCAUCAGUACAGACAUCAACCAACCACUUUCCUCUGAUGCAUGGACACCCUUUCAUGUCUACAGCUGUUUGGGGUGCUGGGCAAAAGAAAACUUUAAAAUUGAUAGAAAACUAAAUUUGAGGAAUUAAAAUCAGCAAAAAAAAAUAGCCUUUCUUUUCAGCUGGUUUUCAAACCAGUUAUUUUAAAAAAGAGAUUAACAAAGUCAUAAUGCAUUUGCGAUGGGACAUAUUUCAAACUUCUGCCUUACAUUAUACAAUGCAGCUAGAGAAUUAAAGAGUACUAUGGCCAUUCUCUACCCACACCUGAAAAUGAAAUAUUCCCACACUUUCCAUCCUUAGUUUGAUAACGAGCUAAUAUGCAAUUUAGAGUUGAGGAAAUGCCAUUUAUCUCUGCCACACUAUGAUUUUAGAUCUCCACUGUAUGAUUCUUGUUAGUUCACAUCCUGGAGGUAAAUGUAUUCCCAGGGUUCCCUGUCUGCCACAACCUUUCUCUAUGUUUUUUGUCCAGAAAGCUGUCUAGCCAUCGUAUAUUGUCCAUGGCAACAAAUUUAAGUUGUACUUUUCCUCAAUUUGUGUAUUUAAUGUUAGAAAUUGGUAAGACUUGACUAGAUAUGUUUUAAGACUUCUAUUUUUUCCAUUUUACUUUCCAGAUAUAAUUUUUUUCUUAUCAGAGCAAAAUCUACACAGAAAUAAUGGGUUGUUUGAUAGUGUCCCCCAAAUAUCAUUUUCUUGCACCAUUUUAUGUAGCUAAGAAACCUAACUAUAAAGAUACACAAAUUUAGAUUCUUCUUGACAUUAUUAUUUUAAGAAGUUACAAAGGAGAUCAAUCUUAAUAUUACUCUUAUUUACUUUUAUUGUCAAAAUUGAUAUCCUUAUAGAAGCAAUGCUUUAUGUUUAUAGGCUACUUUGCAGUUGUCAGAAUGCUUCCCAGGUUUUAUCACAUUUGAGCCUUACAAGGUAGAAAAGGUACUAAACUCACUGAAGAAAUCAAAAUACCCAGUAUCAAGAGGCUAAAUGAGUGGCCUAGGAUCUCGCUAGAGUUCUUGAGAGCCAGAAUCAGGGCCCCUUGUCUCCCAGCUUUUGCCACAUUACGCCUCCCCCACAUAGCUGGGAAGACCCUUCACAAAUGACGCUGGGUCCAUGCAAGGAAGAACAGAUACUGAAAAUACUGUCAGGCAAUUUCAGAAUUCCCAAGUGUGUUAAGGAAAAUGUCCAGUUUAUAUAUACGGUGGCAGUUAUUGUUAAGACCGUUGUCCUUUCUCAGUACAGGACUCAGUACAAAUGUGUUGUAGAGGACAAGUGUCUGUCCUCAGCAGUCUGUUCCAAGCUGAAAUUUUCUAUAAAUUACAUUACUUGUGGCACUUAGCCACCACAGAUCAUGAUGAGGUGAGAAUCCUCCGCCUGUGGGUCCCUCAGAAAACCCAUGGAGUCAGAUGCAGAGAACCUGGGCAGUUCGAUGGCACCCACACAUGACAAUAAAAGCAAUGUUACUUGAGAAAAUGUGUUAACACUUGGUGCCAACUUGCACACUAGCCGAAGUAACCAGUGCCACCUGAGAAAUUUCUGCAUUCAGAAGACCUUACUGUGCCCAGAGAAAAAACUGCUCGGAAUCUAGUUAUCAUGGUCUCUCAUUUUGAGCUCCACAGUGAAAUGUUUUAAUGCACUCAGCUUCAAAACUCUAAAGUAAUCCAUGUUUCUAUAGGAAGUCUCUACCCACUCCCUGUUCGUUUCUAAGACCUACAUUUGUUUUCAGGAUCAAGAAUACUGAGCUAGCUUUAAGUAGCAAACUGAUUUAUAUAUGCAAUUUCAGGAUGCAGUAAGAUGAAUAAUAGCCUUUACAUAUAAAGAACUCUUACUGCAACUGUUUUGUUUUGAAAAUAGCUUUGUGUACUAAAUGCAGGUUGAUUUUGUAAAAUGAAUUAUGUUAAGCAGUAUGUUCAGACAACUUUCUGCCAUGGCCAAAAAGUAUGUAUGAAAGUGUGUUUGCGUUUGUUUGUGAAGGGAUGCCAAUGUUUUACCUGAAAUCGUAGUGAUUCUUCAGUUAUCUAUGCAUUCUUUAUAUCCGUGAUUCGGUAAACAGGCAGCCAUGUUCACUAUGCCUUGUGUGUCUUACCAUUUUUUUAAUUAACUUGUUAAAUACAGCUUAAAAUAUUUUUAUUUUAUUUAUUCUAUUUUUACUGAAAUAUACUGCAUUGUUGAGUUAAUGUAUUCUCUUUCCUGGGUAUAAUGUCAGUGUGCCCGGGUCUGAGUGAUCUCAGUGAACUGCAUCGCCUAAAAGGUGGUUUUGUAAUGAUUUGUAGUCACAUUUCUAUUGGAAUAUGUAGAAGCAAGGGCAAAAUGCUUAAAGUUCCUUUUAUUUUUUAAAAGCAACUAGGUAGACGUGCUCUGACCACUUUACCUGUGCUUCUUGGCAGCAUCAGCGUGGUAGCCAACAUGCCUAUGGGCUAAGAACUUUUCUUCGUAGACUAAGGCACUGUGUGGUGCUUCAUUUUUAUAUCUUUCACAACGUGUGUGUGAUUUCAUCAGAGAUACACGUGUAUCCACGUGCCCUUUGUUUCCACCAGGAGUCAAGAUCACCCAUAGCUAAUUAGAACCAUUGUUUGUUUUGUUUGUCUGUCUUACUGCAUGAAGGGACAUUCGACCCAUUUCCAUUAAAACAAAUUCUUGGUGAUACAACUGUUGGCACUGCUACUUUUUUUUUUUUUUUUUUUUUUUCUAAAUCCACAUUAGGCAUUUAAGAAAGACACAUAACAAACCACUCAAAGCAGGGCCACUUGUAGCCCCAAAACUUCCCUUACUGUAUGGCACACUCACUUUAUGAACAUUGCAACACAAGGUUUCAAAAGCCACUUGGAAAAAUGUCUCCCUGACAUUAGCACAAUUUAAUCAAACCAAAAGCUCUCUAGUUGGCCAGGUUUAACCUAACAUCUGAUGUGUUUACAGCUAGUAAGAAAGCAAUCGAACUUGUUUCAGCACACAGGGGGUGUGGCUCAGUGGUAGGGCGCUUGCAUAAUGUGAAGAGCUCUGAGUUUAAUCCCUGGAACCAUGGUGGGGGUGGGGGGUGAUGCAUUUCAAGGCAAAGAUCUUUACUUGCACUAUCUGUGAGAGCAUAGCCAGGCAGCCAUGUCAGCCACUUCCUCCUGAAAGGACAUCUUGUUUUCAUUUUGACACCUUUUGCUGUUGACCACGUUUACACGUUUAAAUGUAAAGUGUCGUGAGAAUAAAUGUAGCUGCAUACGAUGUUUGACUCGUUUAUCUGACAGCAUGGCCACGUAUAUAAGAAACAGAUACAAACUUAGUGUCUCUGCAGUAGUUAUUUUAUUUUUGUAUUAUUCUGACUUCAAAUUAAACUUUUUAAAAAUCA
Messenger RNA from Cricetulus griseus (Chinese hamster), 5074 nucleotides. The record is from RefSeq and is a predicted model, not a curated record. NCBI's taxonomy places the organism in Eukaryota, Metazoa, Chordata, Mammalia, Rodentia, Cricetidae.